AUGGUUCUCAUCAAGAGCUUCGUGCUCGCCACCCUGACCGCAGCCGUGGCGGCCAGAUCCGCCGUCAUGGACCUCACACCGUCCAACUUCGACAAAGUCGUCCUCAAGUCAGGAAUUCCCACACUCGUCGAGUUCUUUGCCCCCUGGUGCGGCCACUGCAAGACCCUCGCCCCAGUGUACGAGGAGCUGGCUCUUACGUUCGAGCACGCCAAAGACAAGGUGCAGAUUGCCAAGGUCGAUGCCGAUGCGGAGCGGGAGCUGGGCAAGCGUUUUGGGAUUCAGGGUUUCCCUACGCUCAAGUACUUUGAUGGAAAGUCUGAUAAGCCUGAGGAGUACAAGUCUGGGCGUGAUCUGGAGAGUCUGACCAAGUUUCUGACGGAGAAGACUAGCGUGAAGUCCAAGAAGAAGCUGGAGAUGCCUAGUGAGGUUGUUAUGCUUACUGAUAAGAGCUUUGCUGAGACUGUUGGGAGUGAGAAGAAUGUGCUGGUUGCAUUCACUGCUCCCUGGUGCGGACACUGCAAGAAUCUGGCUCCUACGUGGGAGACGCUCGCUGCUGACUUUGCCAACGAGGCCAAGGUUGUCAUUGCCAAGGUUGACGCCGAAGCUCCUAACAGCAAGGCCGUCACCAAGGAGCAGGGCGUUUCUUCCUACCCAACCAUCAAGUGGUUCGGUGCUGGCGACAAGAAGGGCGAGGAGUACUCUGGCGGCCGCUCCGAGGAGGAUUUCAUCAAGUUCAUCAACGAGAAGGCCGGUACUCACCGUGUUGCUGGUGGCGGUCUUGACCGUCUUGCUGGAACCAUUGCCGCUCUGGACUCGCUGGUCGCCAGGUUUACCGGCGGUGCUAAGCUGGAAGACAUUGCCGCUGAAGUCACGAAGGCUGUGAAGAAGUUCAAUGAUGACGCCAAGUACGCCUAUGCUAAGUACUACGUCCGCGUCUUUGACAAGCUGAGCAAGAGCGACAACUUUGUUGCCAAGGAACUCUCUCGACUGGAGGGCAUCCUUGAGAAGGGGGGCUUGGCCCCUUCUAAGCGUGAUGAGAUCCAAAGCAAGACCAACAUUCUCCGCCGUUUUGCUGAGAAAGCUGCUGAGAAGGCCGAAGAGCUCAAGGACGAGCUGUAG
Messenger RNA from Pochonia chlamydosporia 170, 1119 nucleotides. RefSeq names its product ER-resident thioredoxin protein. Gene Ontology annotation, biological process: protein folding. NCBI's taxonomy places the organism in Eukaryota, Fungi, Ascomycota, Sordariomycetes, Hypocreales, Clavicipitaceae. Gene Ontology annotation, cellular component: endoplasmic reticulum. The transcript is spliced from 2 exons. The record is from RefSeq and is a predicted model, not a curated record. Gene Ontology annotation, molecular function: protein disulfide isomerase activity. Bases 1 to 1119 code for a protein of 372 amino acids.